AUGGGAAAUCUUAAAGGCUCCAGCAGUUGCGCUUUAAAAGUUGUUCCCAAAAAGUCUUUUGUGUAUGUCUCAAGCAUAAACAUUAAUAAUGAUGAACCAAAAUAUAUCAAUACAUGGGCUGAAGUAGUUGGAAAAAAUAAGAAGAAGUCAAAGACUGCUAAUAAAACUAGUAUUAUGGGAAAUCUUAAAGGCUCCAGCAGUUGCGCUUUAAAAGUUGUUCCCAAAAAGUCUUUUGUGUAUGUCUCAAGGUUGGAACCAAAUACACAGUGUGAAGAUAUAAUUACCUAUUUAAACUCUAAAUUUCCUGAAAUUACUUGUGAAAGUGUUGAAUCCAAGUUUCCACAACAUUAUGCGUCUUUCAAAAUAACUGUUUAUUUGUGGUACCUACUUGUCUCGGUUUUUUCACCCAAAACCGAAAACCGCACAGGUCACCUAAAGGAAUCUUUUAGUAUUGUAAAUUUAAAUAUACAAUCAGUUAAAAAUAAAAUAAAUGAGCUGGAGUUAUUCUUAAACAAUAAAAAUAUUUCUUGUGUGUGCCUAUGCGAACAUUGGCUUACUGCUAAUGAAAUAUGUGCAUUAAGUAUAGAAGGAUACACUUGCGCUUCUUUCUAUUCUAGAUUAAAUAGUAGAGGAGGUGGAUCUGUAAUACUAGUAAAAUGUAAUACCAAUUAUAUUGAACUACAAAAUAUUAAUAGUCUUUCAUUAAAAAGAGUUGUAGAAAUUAGUGCGAUAAAGAUUUUAGAUAUUAAUUUAAUAAUUGUAAAUGUGUACAGACCCCCUAGUGGUAAUUUUAAAAUAUUCUUAGAUGUGAUAGAAAAUGCGUUAAAUACUUUAGGUCUAACGUCAAAAAUCCUAGUGUCAGGAGAUUUUAAUGUUAAUUUUACUCAUUUAAAUAAUGAUGCUUGUUUUUUAAGAGGUGUGUUUUUAUCCUUUGGAUUUAAACAACAAUUUUUUGCUCCCAGUAGAAAUUUUAAUUGUAUUGAUAACAUAUUUGUUAAUUUUGAUAAUGAUUGUGUAACUGAGACUAUAAACAUUCCCUUUUCUGACCAUAAUGCUCAAGUGGCAAAGUUUUAUGAUUUAAUGCUAAACUCUAAGACUAAGCCGAUUAUAAACAAGUUUAGGCCUAUCACAGAAUGGGGCAAGCUACAGUUUUAUAACAAAAUAGAACAGACCAACUUUAAUUUUGAAGUAACAUAUAUUAAAGUCAUAGAUAUAAUUGACAAAAUUAAGUCCCAAAAGAGUAGUGAUAUUUAUGGUUUAAGUAUAAGUAUCAUUAAAAUAAUUAAAUAUUUAAUUUCUAUCCCUCUAGCUAAACUAAUUAACUUGUGUUUUAUAAAGGCUGAAUUUCCUGAUGUUCUAAAGGAGGCCCUUGUGAUACCAAUUUAUAAGAAAGGCCCAUAUCCAUCUUGCCUGUUUUUUCGAAGAUUAUUGAAAGAUGUUGCUUUUUUUGAAGAAAACAACAUAUUUAGUGAGUGUCAGCAUGGUUUCAGGAAGGGUAAAAUACCACAUCUGCAAUUCUGCAAAUGUGUAAAACUAAUUCAAUCAUAUUUAUCAAAUAGACAUCAAGUUUGCAAAAUUGGGAAUGAAUUGAGUCAAAGGGAAACUGUGAAAGUGGGGGUACCUCAAGGCUCUGUUCUUGGACCUAUCCUAUUUUUGAUAUUUAUAAAUGACCUAUCUAACAUUAGUAACUCGACUGAUCUAACACUAUUUGCUGAUGAUACCACAAUUGUAGUAAAAGAUAAAAAUCUUGAGCUUUUGGAGGUGAAGAGUGAGAGAGCAAUGUCGCGGGCUGAAAAAUGGUUCACCGAGAAUCAAUUAGUCCUAAACAAGGGCAAAACACAGAACAAUAUUUUCUCCUUAAGAGAUUUUAAUGACUUAAGCAAGUCAGAACCCAUUAAAUUUCUUGGAAUCAUGUUUGACACUAAAUUAAGAUGGAACACUACAAUAACAGAAGGCAAAGACUUUAUAUCAUCAAACCUGGCAAAAACCAAAGAAAUAUCAAAAAGCAUAGAAAACUUGGCAAUACAGGAAAACGUGGAAGCUCGUGGAACAUACAUUGUCGAAGAAGACGCAUUUAUAAGACGUAAAUCCAGCGUAACAGACGAAGAAUACAUGGACAACAUAAAAGAAAUUUGCAAUCCCGGCAAUCCGCUGGACUUCUACAUCAGAACUAAUCGUGAUUUGGGCAGUGGAGCUCAGGGCUUGGUAUUUUCGGCUGAAAGUAAGGAAAGCGGGCAAAUGGUGGCCAUAAAAGAUAUCGAUAUGAUGAAGCAGUCCAAGCAAUUAUUGCUAAGCGAGAUAAAAAUCAUGAGGAACUUCCAGCACAAGAAUUUGGUGAACUUUCUUGAAGCUUUCGUAGUGCAAGACCACCUCUGGGUGGUCAUGGAGUUACUGGAUGGCGGCCCGUUAACCGACGUUGUGACUGAAACAAUAAUGAAGGAGGGCCAAAUCGCGGCCGUUUCCUACGAAGUAUUGCAAGCAAUAUCCUAUCUGCACGAACGCGGCACGAUACAUAGAGAUGUUAAAUCCGACAACGUGCUGCUGAGCAUGGACGGCAACGUCAAAGUUACGGACUUUGGCUUCUGCGCAAACGUGGUGGGCAACGAGAUGAGGCAAACGAUGGUGGGGACGCCGUUUUGGAUGGCACCGGAAGUGGUGACGAGGCAAAAGUACGGCAAAAAAGUCGACAUUUGGAGCCUGGGUAUCAUGAUUGUCGAAAUGGUCGACGGAGAACCGCCUUACUUGAGAGAAAACCAUCUCAGAGCGCUUUAUUUGAUCACGACCAACGGCAGGCCGAAGAUCAACAGGUGGAGCCACUUGUCCCCGCUGUUGCAAGAUUUCAUCAACGCUUGUCUCGAGGUGGAUGUGGACAAAAGGGCGACAGCGGUCGACUUGCUAAAGCACGACUUCCUAAGAAGCGAAAAUCGCAUGGAGUUAUCGACUUUGACGCCACUUAUUAGGGCUGCCAAGAGGAUUUUGCACAAAGAUUAAGGUUUUUCGGGAUUUAUAUAGUAUUUGCUGCAGAGUUGGGAGUAUCUUGAAAAAAAGAUACUUAAAAGUAACUUAGAUACUUAAGGUAUCUAAGAUAAUUUAUCUU
Brassicogethes aeneus is the source of this 3097-nucleotide messenger RNA. Lineage: Eukaryota; Metazoa; Arthropoda; Insecta; Coleoptera; Nitidulidae. The record is from the annotation of a GenBank genome assembly.